Molecule: messenger RNA, 1022 nt
Organism: Rhipicephalus sanguineus (brown dog tick)
Lineage: Eukaryota; Metazoa; Arthropoda; Arachnida; Ixodida; Ixodidae
Exons: 3
Coding region: 48-1022 (324 amino acids)
Source: RefSeq, a predicted model, not a curated record
ACACAAAGUUUCUUUUCAAGAAAUUCGCCGGAGUCUCCACUGAAAGCAUGGGCUUUCAUUUCUAUUGCCCCGAUUGCCUGUGCCUUCUUGGCGAAUGUGACGGGGACCCCAAGAAAAGAAAAGAUGUGAAGGCAACAUGUACACAAUGCGAAAAACUGUACACUGGAGACAUCCUUACGGCGCAAGGAAGUUUUUUUGUGACUCUUCCCAUGGGGCAGCAGCUUUCUUCGAUUCUAUCAUCUAAAGAGAUUUCCAGGUCAUUGAAGAACUCCUUAGAUGCACUUUCGGAUCGUUCAGAGGCCGCCUCUAUGACAGACGUUACCGACGGAAGUUUGUAUCGGCACCAACGCAAGGAUGCCUGUCUUGGCCCAAUGGACAUAACCUUGACGAUAAACUCGGAUGGGAGUCCUGUGUUCAACUCUUCUAAGUUCUCGAUAUGGCCCGUCCAGACUAUAAUUAAUGAGUUGCCGCCAGGAUUGCGGUCGAAAAAUGUCACGGUUGCAACGCUGUGGUACGGACAGAGUCAUCCUGAUAUGACAUUGGUGUUAGAGGCAUUUGCCAAGCAAAUGGACUCGCUCGCCGAUAGUGGGAUUGAGUGGACAUGUGAUGGAGAGACCUUUCACUCAAAAGUCUAUUGUUUCACUGCUGUGGCUGACGCUCCAGCCAGGGCUCUGAUGCAGAACACAGUCCAGUAUAAUGGAUACUUUGGGUGUGGCUGGUGUUUGCACCCUGGCAAGUGCAUCGAAGGAACAGUGAAGUACCCCGUAAGCGCUGAAGCUCCACCCGACAGGACUAAAGAAGGGAUGACUGAAGACAUGGAUGAAGCGAACGGAACUGGAGUGAAUGUUCGGGGAGUGAAGGGGCCGUCCCCAUUAAUUAAUUUGGUCGGGUUUGACAUUGUGUGGGGCUUCACACCCGAUUACAUGCAUGGUGUUUUGCUCGGCGUGACACGCCAGUUCAUGGAGUUGUGGUUGUGUGGUGUUGGUACUCCAUAUUACAUAGGAUCACCAAAAUUUCAUUAG